CCUACUUGCCCGCAGCACAGUAGCUUGCCCAAAGGUUCGAGAACGUCUCCUCAGAAGCUAUUCUAGUGCUGGGCCAGAUCAUAGAUGGCGGAACUGGCCAACGUGAACUCCACCAAUCACGCUUGCGUUUCUUAAUUGUACCACAUUAACGGACGAAAGCCCAUGUUUGUGAUUGUACGAGACUGGGGAAGGGGCACUAGGGGAUUUGUUCUGCGGAACUUUUCAACGGACAGUUCCCUUGUUUCUUCCCAAAACUUUCUUGAAAAAUCAAUUUGUGUUGAAGCUAGACACUCGACGUUGAAUCCACCAUUGAAGGCGCCAGUAGUAUGUGAUCAUGACACUCACAACUCGCGAUGGUGACCAGACGAGUUUUGUAGAUCCCAGCCUCCAGCUGAACCUGGGAUUAUGGUUGCUUUUCGCCGGCGCGACACUGUUACUGGCCACAAGAGUCUGGGUCAAGGUAACCCGUUCAAACCUGUGGUAUGACGACUACAUCCUCCUGGUUUCAUGGGGAGUCCUUUUGGCCAACGAUGCAUUGAUAUCUUGGGAGUACGCUCACGGCUACGUCAGCGCGACCGGCGACUGGGAUACACACAUGCACAUUCUCAUCAACAUAUCAUCAUGUGGCACGCUCAUGGGCCAGGCGUGGAGUAAGACCGCGUUGGGCGUAACGUUGCUCCGCAUGAGCAAUCAGUUACAGGCUGCCAUCAUCUGGGCGUCUAUUUUCAUCAUGAACAUCUACAUGAUCGCCAAGUGCAUUCUCCAAUGGGCAAAGGUCUGCGACGGGACCAAGGACUAUCAGGCGUCAUAUCGCUUGAAUUUCUGUAUUUAUGCCGAUUUUCGUGAUGAUUUCAAGGAAGGUGGUCAAAUUGUCAAUAUCAUCAUGGAUUUUCUGUUUGCACUUUUUCCCUGGUGGAUUACAUGGCGUCUCAAUUUGAAGAAGAUGGAAAAGUUCGCGCUUUGCGUGACAAUGAGCCUUGGUAUGGUAGUCGCAAUAGUCUCAGCAGUACGCACUGCUUGGAAAGAUGACGGAAAUAAGCAUAAUCCUUGGUAUUAUUGGCACAACGGAAUGUCAAAUAUUUGGUACUCGUCCGAGGUUGCGGGUACGAUUAUGGUGCAGUGCAUACCAGUUCUACGACCAUUAGUCAGGCAAUUGGGCAACUCAAUGGCGUCUCGGAAGCUGCCUUCGACGGAAGAUGGGGCGACUGCAGCGACAUGGCAACGCUACGGGUACGAGGCGAAGGUAAUGUCCAACACAGGAAGACAACGAGAGUUCACAACCAAAGAGUCAAUAAGGCUACAGACGCUGUGA
Messenger RNA from Truncatella angustata, 1312 nucleotides. RefSeq lists its product as uncharacterized. The record is from RefSeq and is a predicted model, not a curated record. The coding region runs from base 335 to 1312 and encodes 325 amino acids. The transcript has 6 exons. NCBI's taxonomy places the organism in Eukaryota, Fungi, Ascomycota, Sordariomycetes, Amphisphaeriales, Sporocadaceae.